Molecule: messenger RNA, 2312 nt
Organism: Fomitopsis serialis
Lineage: Eukaryota; Fungi; Basidiomycota; Agaricomycetes; Polyporales; Fomitopsidaceae
Exons: 11
Coding region: 322-2037 (571 amino acids)
Source: RefSeq, a predicted model, not a curated record
CCUCGUUCUCCUGCGUUUGUGGGUGUUUCACAGAGCCCACAUGUGUACGUCUGCAUUGACCACCAUGUUCGCAUCUCACGCAGCAGCAACUGGAAGCUGUGGGGAACGCGGUGGAAACCAGCGUUCAACGUCCAGCGUUCGCGUGCGGUCGCUUUUACUCAUCGCCUGGUCCGACGUUCACCCGGCGUGUUACGAGGCUGCGAGAUCGCUCACACAGCGUCGGGCUAUAUCCCUCGUCACUUGCCCUCCAGCAGCCUUGCCUCCUUGAUCCUCACCUCCUAUCGUGGUCGUUGAUCCUUCCCCCUCCGGUGCCGCACUACCAUGAGCGUCUUCAACCCAAAAAUCAUCGACGCAUGCAUCCGAGAUGUCACCGCAAGUCUCUCAGACGAACAGAAGGCAGAUGUGCUUCUAUACGCCAUGGGACAUCUUCCCUCUGAGCGCUCUAGAAUGCUCAUCGAGAACGCAGUCCAGUCCUGCCUCUUGCUGAGCGGGCUGUCCACCGCCAAUGCUGCCAAAGCCCGCUUGAUACGCGCCAGGGCUAGGCUUGCUGCCGGACUUCAUGUCGGCGCCCACCAAGACCUCCAGGCUGUCAUGGCCAUCGAGCCUGAACACCCAGAAGCUAAGGCGCUUAUGGUCCAUCAUGUCACGAAUUCGGGCAAGUCGUUGGUCCAGCCGCAUACGACCCCGGGCUUCUCAACUGAAAUAUGGCGGGAGAUUGCACGAUGGCUCCCGCCACGCGAUCUCAAAAACCUUCUCCUCGUACCGCACAUUUUGUCACGCAUCGCAAGCGAGCUCUUGUUUCGAAAGAUCGAUCUGUUUUUCGUAUCGGAUAAGAGGGAGUCGCAGAAGAGCGCCGACAUCCUGACACGUAUCAUCGUCGACAAGGAGUUUGCGAAGCAUGUCAAGACGUUGCGGGUGUUCUACCAGGGGCGCGAUGUAUCGCCGAUGACUUUCCAGACGGGCAUGCUGGCGAACGCAUUACCAAAAUUGUCCAACCUGAAGAACGUCCACUGUUCAAUGCGCCUGCGCGAGAUGCUCGCCUUCCUGCGCAUCCUCGAAGGCGCGAAUCACCGGUUACGUGGGAUGUCUCUAAUGCCGCUCGACGGGACCGCGGAGCUGCAGUUCCCACGCUUCCGGCACAUCACGCAGUUCUCGUACGUCUCGACGGGGGGCAACCCGGCGGACGUGCAGGAGUUCCUCAUGCAGAACAAGGCGUCCAUCCGCUCGAUCUUCCUGCACAACCAGCACUGGACGUUCCCCACGGAGACGCUCUCGAUCCGCAACCUGACGCACCUCGACUUCCUCGGCCUCUUCCCGGCCGAGUCGCGCGCGUUCUCGGACAUCCUGAGCAACGGGCACCAGCUGGAGUCCCUGCGCCUGCAGUGCGUGCUCAACUGCAACGCGUCCGCGCAGUUCCGCGAGGGCGCCACGGCGCGCGCGCUCCCGUUCCUCCGCCACUUCGAGUUCAGCCUCCUCGGGUACAACGUGAACGACCACGACCUCUUCCCCGCGAUCUCCGCGUUCCUGCGCGACCGCCGGACGCUCAAGACGCUCGUGCUGUCGGUGCCGAGCGCGAACUGGGCGCAGAAGCGGCUGGGGUACGACGCGGGCGUGUGGGGCGUGCUCCCGAGCCUGACGGAGCUGAGGACGCUGACGGCGACGCUCCCGAAGGACGUCGCUGCGGCGGUGGCGAUGUGGCUCGUGCCCCGCGGCGUCAUCGCGCUCUCGCUGCAGGCGGAGUCGUCCACGGAAGCGCUCGGGUUCGUCUCGCAAAUGCGCCCGGGCCUCCCGCCGAACCUGCAGUUCAUCGGGCUCACGCAGUUCGACGUCGCGGACGCCGCGGCGGUGGUCGACGCGGGGUUCCCGACGGUGCGCGUCGCGCGCGUGGACGACGACUAUUAUACCGUCGAGCGCGAGGACGGCCGGGUGCGGCUGCAGGCGUGGCCGGAGGCGCGGGGGCACUGGAACGUGCGGGAGUGGCUGCAGUCGUAUGGGUGCGAGGACGCGGAGUGGAGGCAUCCGAGCGAGUUUCUGUAGGGAGGGGGUGAGUCGCGAGUCAUGAGUUGGAUGGGUGCGUUUCGUCGUGCUGUGCGACGCAGCAACUGGGCAUGCUCGAGUUGGCAUGGUCUACAUUGUCUGUUCCGGUUGGCAUAGAUGUGACAUCUCUGGAUGCCUGGAAGGAAUACACGUCCACGAUAAUUCUGGAUAUGCGUCUGUCCGUACUGGGUCUGAGCGCACUGUGAAUUUUGUUGUAUGGAACUUCGAUCCGGUGGUAUGCCCUCUACCUCCACCUGGUCGCUUGCGCCGCUUGG